CUAUCUCUCCCUCUUUUUUUUUUUCCAAUAGAAAAUAAACCUAAAAAAGAGUUAAUUAAAGUUCUAAUUCAGAGAGGAUAUGAUUCUGAUCCUGUGAAAGCCUGGAAAGAAGCUCAGCAAAAGGUUCCAGAUGAAGAAGAAAAUGAAGAAAGUGACAAUGAAAACAGCGACUCCACGGCAGACUCUGGACCAACUUUCAACUACCUUCUGGAUAUGCCCCUCUGGUAUCUAACCAAGGAAAAGAAGGAUGAGCUGUGCAAACAAAGAGAUGAAAAGGAACAAGAGCUCAACACAUUAAAGAAAAAGAGUCCAUCAGAUUUGUGGAAGGAGGAUCUGGCUGUUUUUAUUGAAGAACUGGAGGUUGUUGAAAACAAGGAAAAACAAGAUGAACAAGUAGGACUUCCUGGAAAGGGAGGGAAGGCAAAGGGGAAGAAAGCACAAACGUCUGAAGUCUUGCCUUCUCCUCAAGGAAAAAGAGUUAUUCCCCAAGUGACCAUGGAGAUGAAAGCAGAGGCAGAAAAGAAAAUUAGGAAGAAAAUUAAGAGUGAAAAUGUUGAGGGCACGCCUACUGAGGAUGGUCAGGAACUAGAAGGCCUUAAACAAAGACUAGAGAAGAAGCAGAGGCAGAAGAGAGAGCCAGGUAUUACAACAUGUUGAGCAAGGUGGUAUAAACUCUAUAAGUGUUAUUAAUAUAUUCUACAUAGAUAUUCAAUGUUUUUGUAGCCUGGAUUAAGUAUUGUAAA
Alexandromys fortis (reed vole) is the source of this 743-nucleotide messenger RNA. RefSeq names its product DNA topoisomerase 2-alpha-like. NCBI's taxonomy places the organism in Eukaryota, Metazoa, Chordata, Mammalia, Rodentia, Cricetidae. Gene Ontology annotation, biological process: apoptotic chromosome condensation; sister chromatid segregation; resolution of meiotic recombination intermediates. Gene Ontology annotation, molecular function: DNA binding; DNA topoisomerase type II (double strand cut, ATP-hydrolyzing) activity; ATP binding. The transcript is spliced from 5 exons. The record is from RefSeq and is a predicted model, not a curated record. Gene Ontology annotation, cellular component: nucleus. The annotation marks the transcript as partial.